CCACGUCUUCACACAGCAUCACUCUCUCUGACCUGCAAGGUGGUACUCAGUACUCUGUCACUGUCUGCACUGUGCUGGGAAAUGGAAAGAAAAGUCAACUGGUGUCAACAACUUUGACUACAAGACCUUUUCUCAGGGAGCUGUUGUCAAAGACUGGACUAGAAGAUCAUUAUGAAAACAAGCUGACGUUAAGUACUGUCCUUGAGAUAAAUGCUGAUACUACAUCAGAUGAACCUCUUACCACUAUGCAGUCACUUCCAGGGGCCUUCCUGAAGAAAUUAAUGAUGGCAAAUGUGAAUGCUAGAAGUGUGAAAUGUCUGACCACUGACCAGGAGGUUUCCUAUUGUGGUGUAGACAACCUGACCACUGACACUGAUAACAGCAAUGUAAUUAAUCCACUGGACCUGGUAACUGCUCUGUUUCUGUGCUCAGAUGGUUUCCUGCAGCAGGAGAUGGUCCAGAAAAUGUCCAUGUGUCAGUUUGCUGUUCCUCUGCUGCUGCCCAACUGUGACACAAAACAAAUCACUUUGAUGCUGUGGGCCUUGAGGGACAUAGUGAGGAAAUUUAGACUCUCUUCCCAAAUGGCCACAAAUGCUUUUGUUGAGGAGAGAGUAGUUCUCUCUGAUAUUCAUAUGGUGUCAUUUGUUAGGUUAGGAGAGAGCAGCUUGUCCAAGUCUCAGAUCUUGAACAAGUUGCUUAGUAACCCUCAACAGUACCAUGAUACAUUUGUUCAUCAUGAUAUGGAAUGUGGUGAUGUCCCUCGUCAAAUCUCAGAUGGACUGGUUGAAAUCAGCUGGUACUUUCCAUCUGGGAACAGAAACAUAGACAGGUUCAUUAAGCCUGUGGCGGUGGCCAAUCUCAGAGGAGACAUCAGGUCCUUUGAAACACAGUUCUCCUUUCUGUGUCAAACAUCAGCUGCAGUUUACAUUUUCACUGAUGAUUUAAAGGCAGAUCUCAAGGGUUUGGAUGGAAAAAUCACAAAAACAGAGUUAUUUCUGGUUGUCAACUCUCAGAAAGAAACAUUCAGGGUGGACACAUUGAAGAAAAUGAUCACAAACUAUAGUAUCAACCCAACAAAUGUGAUUGUGAAGAAGCAGAAUGAUGUAGAAUUUGUCAAAACCCUGCAGUCAUCUGUAGGUGACAUCAUCAAACAAAGUAAAAACAGAUUGACAAUUGAAAACAUGGCUACCGUAGCUCGUCAGAGUAAGAUUCUGGUUGAUGAAGACAGUGAUGAGUGUCAGAGUGCCAGGAAGAUGGCAGAUAAAAUCACCAGUAACAUCAAAGACACAAUUACAUUCAAAGACCAACAGCUACCCUUACAAGGAACAAUCUGGAAAGAGAUUUCCCAGUUGGAGAAAGAGAGAUGUAGACUGAGAAAAGCAGGGGAUCAAGACAUUGAACACUACAUUAGCUCUCUGAAGAAAAAGAAGGAAGAGCUGAGAAAGAAACAAUAUACAUUUGACAUGUCAGAUGCAAUGGCAAGCUUCAUUUUAGGAUUGUCUAGUUCAGGACCUGAGCGUUCCUAUUUCCUCAAAUGGAUGCGGAUAAAUCUGAGGUUCUGCCGCGACAGAUUGUCAUCUGCUUUGCGGGACCGGUACAAAGAUCUUUGCCAAAAUUCUCCUGAGAAAAUAGAUGAAAUUAAAGAUUUGGAUAAGCAAUUAUCUGACUGUUCCUUAGGCCUUGAACACUUCCUGCGUGAGUUGGGCCAGUUAUAUGAAGCUUCCUGCUCCCUCCCUGAAGACAGUCCUCAAAGGAAACAGAUGGAUUAUCUCUCUGGAUUGUGUGCUCAGAUGCUGUUGGAUGGUUUCCCCAUUGAGCUUCUGGAUGGAGAUGCAUCAAAUAUCCCUCUGAAAUGGAUAUCAGCUGUUCUGACUCAGCUUCAUACUCUUGUGGACUCUAACAGCAAGAUCCGGGUUGUGACAGUUUUAGGGGUCCAAAGCACUGGAAAGUCCACUCUCCUCAACACCAUGUUUGGGGUCCAGUUUGCUGUCAGCAGUGGAAGAUGCACCAGAGGGGCCUUCAUGCUACUGAUUAAAGUCAACAAAGAACUCAAGGAGGAGUUGAAAUGUGACUUCAUCAUGGUGAUUGACACAGAGGGGUUGAAAUCACCAGAGUUGUCUCAACUAGAUGACAGCUAUGAACAUGACAAUGAACUGGCCACACUGGUGAUAGGACUCAGUGAUGUCACUAUCAUCAACAUCGCCAUGGAGAACUCCACAGAGAUGAAAGACAUUCUGCAGAUUGUUGUUCAUGCUUUUAUCAGGAUGAAGGAAGUGGGGAAGAAACCAGUAUGUCAUUUUGUGCACCAGAAUGUGUCAGACAUGUCUGCUCAUGACAAUAACCUGAGGGACAGGAAGAAGUUGUUGGAACAGUUGAAUGAGACGACCCAGGCAGCAGCCAGAAUGGAGAAGAAGGAGAAUAUCACCAAGUUCACUGAUGUGAUGGAGUAUGAUCCAGACACAAGCAGCUGGUAUAUCCCAGGACUCUGGCAUGGGACUCCCCCUAUGGCUCCAGUCAAUGCUGGUUACAGUGAGGCUGUAUAUGACUUCAAAAAGAGCUUGAUGAAAGAUUUCAGAAAAUGCCAGAGUAAUUAUGACAUGAUACAUUUCCUGAAGUGGACACAAAGCUUGUGGGAUUCUGUCAAAUUUGGGAAAUUCAUCUUCAGUUUCAGAAACAGCUUGGUUGCAGAUGCGUACUCCAGAUAAUGCUCUGAAUACAAUGGUUGGGAAUGGGCCUUCCAGAAAGAGAUGUAUACAUGGAUGAUUGGUGCUGAAACAAAAAUAUCCAAUAUUGUCAUGACAGAUCAACAUCCCCAGAGGUCCAUAAGAGAUGUGCUACAAGACUUCAUGAUAGAAGCAUCUGAGAAACUGUCAUUGGGAGAAAAUGAAAUCAAAUACAAUCUGGUGAAAUACUUUUAUAAGCAAGAUGGCCAUGUCAAUCUGGUGGAAAAAUACAAGGAGGAUUUUGUGUCCAGUGCCAAAACACUGAGACGAGAGACAGAAAACACUGUGAGUAACAGACUAAUGGAAGCUGUUGAAAUCAAAGAGGGAAUGACAGCACUGGACAACAUCAAGAGCUCUCAGACAAGUACAAUGGAGAGAAAGGUAGUAGAUCUGCUUCAGAAAUGUAGACAGAACAGAUUUAUUCUAUCAGAUGAGGAACUUAGUAAAGAGUUUGAAAUCAUGUGGAAGAAAACUCUGUCUGAUAUGCACUUUAGAGGACUCCCAAGAAGAGAUGUGGCUCAGGAUGCCUUCCUCAUGUUAAGGGGAAAUCUAUCAACAAGGGGUGGGUACGUCAAUAGUAUGAUGGUUGGAACCAACCUGGUGGAUUGUGGUAAAAAAGUAUUUAUGGAAUCUUGGGGUAUAAGGAUGACAUUUGGAUUUGGCAUUGUAAAGUACAGGGACAUCAACCAUUACAGGAAAAAACUACAAGAGUUGUGUGAUGACGUCAUAACACAGUGUCAUUUGUUUAUAACACAGAAGGUGGAAAACACAACAGAUUACCAUCAUACUUACAUCAAAGAGCUGCUGAACAAGAUUGAUGAAACAUUGCAACCACAGAAGAAUGUAAAAAUCAGUGAGGAAUGUGAGGUUUCUCUGAAGCUACACAUCUGUGGCAGAGCAGCCAUAGAGUUCCAGAAGAUGCAUGAUGAUUUCAUUGAAGUUAAUGACCCAAGGAGGUGUCUGGAGAAGUCUAAAAACAAGUACCUUACUGAGUUCAGAGACUUGUUUUAUAACUGAGACCACAAAGCUCUUACAGCCAGCUGUACAGGACUAUGUGACCAAAAUGAUUGGUCCUGAAGUAGUUGAUGAAGUGAAGACAGGUAAAGGGUCAGAGGAUUACAGCACGAGGGGCUUUCCUGUUCGCCAUUUUAAAACCGCUCCUGACAGAUGGAGAAUAUGAGAAAUGUAAAGGGUACAUGAUCUCCCAGAGGACUGGAAGGCAUUAACCCCUGAUGAUGCAAUGAAGAGCUUGAAAGAGCAUUUCAACAUGAAAUAAAGUGUAGUACUACUGUAUAUAAUGACUAAUGUUGACCAACAUGUUAACAUACAACUGAACAUUCAUAGACUUGACAACCAAAAUAACUCUGGUUUCAUCACAGAAUCAAAUUGUAAGGAGCCAAUCGCCCAGAGUUGUUGAAAUAAUGUGCAGAUCUGGAAAUACACAACUGGAUCACAGAAAGUCAUAUUUACAAAUACAUUAAUACACUAUAUGACCUCUUAGCAAUUUACAGAUCUGAUGUUCCAUAAUGAAAUAGCUAACAGGUUGAGUUGUAUGUGAAAGGAACACAAUAUUCUAAUCUAAGUACAUUUAUACAACUCAUGAUGUAGUAAGAAAAUCAUUUUAAGUAAAUGUAGUAAUCAAACAAAUGGAAGAAAAGUAAACGUGAACGCCAAUGGGUUAACCAACAGAUUGAGCUUUUUGACCUUAUUAACACAAUACACAGGUAACUAAUGAACUAGUCUAGAUAAACACAAUACACAGGUAACUAAUGAACUAGUCUAGAUAAACACAAUACACAGGUAACUAAGGAGCUAGUAUAGAUAAACACAAUACACAGGUAACUAAUGAGCUGGUCUCGAUAAACACAAUACACAGGUAACUAAGGAGCUAGUCUCGAUAAACACAAUACACAGGUAACUAAGGAGCUAGUCUAGAUAAACACAAUACACAGGUAACUAAGGAGCUAGUCUAGAUAAACACAAUACACAGGUAACUAAGGAGCUAGUCU
This is a messenger RNA of Salvelinus sp. IW2-2015, 4732 nucleotides long. NCBI's taxonomy places the organism in Eukaryota, Metazoa, Chordata, Actinopteri, Salmoniformes, Salmonidae. The record is from RefSeq and is a predicted model, not a curated record.